UUUUUGGUAAACGGACUUAGUUUGAACUUCACGGGUCACCAGGUCUGUUGUAAGAUAUCAGCUAAUUGAAAACAAUGAUGACGGUGGCGCGAUUUCGUGUAUUGGUUAAAAUUAGACAUUAACACCGUCGGUUGCCGGCUCAGUGGUCUAAUGGUUAAGCGCUCGCGCGCGAGACUGAAAAGUCCUGGUUUCGAACCUCGUGGGAGAGGAAUCGUGGAUGCUCCCUGCUGUGGGGUAGCAUACUAGGACGAAACGGCUAUCCAGUGCUUCCGAGUUUUCCAUGAUUGUCUAGCUUCAAUUGACUCAUGAUUUCAACUUUUGAAAAUCAACUAGUUAAUUUCCCACCCCCCACAAAAACUACCUAUUUUCAGUAAAUUUUUUGAAUAUUUCGGAUAUUUUAUUUUUUUAUUCUUGUUGAUUUUACACAGUAAUCUACAUUUAUUUAUAUUUAUCUUCUCUAUUUAAUUAUCAUUCUAAAAAUAUUCGAUUUGAAGUAAGUUUUAACCCAUUUUUUGUUGUUGUUUUGUUAAUGCACAGUAGGAGGUCUACUAUUCACCUUAAUCAUUUUACAACUUGCUUGCUAUUAGAUGUAGCAAUAAAAUUAAGUUGUGUAUUUUGCUUCAUAAGAAAGUCAGUGAAAAGGCGUAAUGAUUAGAUAUUUUUCUAUCCCAUUUUUUUUAAAAUAACCAUUUACUAAUAGAUAGAUAGGUAUAUAAGAUUUCAUUAUUCUCUUAUUUCAUGUUUCCUACACAGUUCGUUUUUCUUUAUUAUAUUUUCUCAGUUUUCUUUUUUUUUUAAGGUCAGGACCAAACUGAAUAAAUUUAAAUAAAAGUAAUUAUCUCAAAAUGUUUGCUCAGUGAGAUUUUUUUUUUCAUUUUUGUUUAAGAAACUAGUCAUUCUUCUUUAGUAAAUUUUGGGGUUAAAGGUUAUCUUAAUCAAUAUAGAAUUUGUUUUCUAAAUCUAAACUAGAUGAGCAAACAUUUUGGCACAUCUUAAGGUCAGUUAGGAUUAGUGAAUAAUAUUGUUUUUGUUCAUUUUCUCAUGAUUUUAUUUUCUGUUUUUUUCUUUUGUUUUGACUAAAAAUUAGAUCGAAGAGAUUGUGAAUAACUUGGUAAAAUUUCCAGUUCAACUUCGUGAUAAAUGUAGUCAAUUAUCUCCUGGAUUUUUGUAUUAUGAUGAAUGUGAACAGGCAUGCGAUUCAGACCGCUUUUACAGUGACUGCACAAAAAUGUGCGAGUCUGGUGAUUCACCUAGCGGAUGGUCAUGUCUUACUGGUUGCCGAUCCUUAGACGCAGCAUUGAAGAGACGCUCUGGUGAUUGCCCCGAACAGAUUGGCCUUGCAAUUCACCGCAUACCAAAUUUAGUAUCUGUUAAAAACGAUGUUCAGAAUUAUCCAUCACAUGAGUCUUCCGAUUCUUCGCAGUUUAAUUUGGACAAACCCAUUUCUUUAACUGAAAAAGACAACGGAUUAAAAACCAAUAUGCUGGAGAAUUCUUGGUUUACACAUCAUAGCGGUGCAAUUAAUGAAAUCACCAGUUGCACAGUUGAUGCUGAAUGUCCACAAAAGCAAGAUAAAUGCUGUCAAUCACAAUGUAAACAAGCCUUAUUUAAUAAAGCAAUCUUGCCCCCGAUUCCAACAGUACGUAUUUUGGAAGAAAAACAUCCACCAUCUUUUCUUGUUUCUUGGAAUAAUAACGAAAUAGGAGUCAGUAAUCUCAGCUUACCAACUGUGUACGUACUACAAGUUAAAUCCUAUUUUGGCCCGGAAUAUGAUAACCGUAUGUCAAGUCCCUGGAAAACAUUAGUUGUGUCUACAUUAAAAGGUGCUCAACUAAGUGAUCCUGCUGUUGGUUGGUGGUACCAAUUUCAAGUGGCAGCAGUAAACCAGUGGGGUUCUCUUGGUUUUGAUACUCCAUCUCCACCUGUACAAUUGACAACUCUUCAACCUGCCCCUCCAUCACCUCCGAGAGACUUGGCCGACAAAUUAUUAACACUACAAGCUAAUGGAAAAAUAAGAGUUCAGAUUCACUGGAACAGUCCAGCAGCUACGGUAUUACCAGUUACUGAGUACAGGAUCUCUUGGGGUCCUGACUCUGCAAGUAUAGGUAAUAAUCAUGAAUUUACUGAAUAUCCUACUCAAUUUGUACAUACUGUUCCAUCUUCUCAAACAAACUAUCAGCUGACAAAUCUUCAUCCUGGGGUACUGUAUAGAAUUCAGGUGAUUGCAAUGUGUGAAUGGGGUUCAACUCAACUUAGAUCACAACCAAAUACUUUGUUUAUUCAUACUCCAAACGUAGAUUCAAUCCAAGAUCAAAGAGAAGAUUCUCUAACUGCUAACUUAAAAAAAUUUGAUACAAACGCUGUUCAAUAUCUGAAAAACAAGUAUUUGAAUCAUUAUGACGAGUCAUACUCUGAAGACCACCUUAACAAUAACCCAGGUAAAUCGGAUGUUUCUUUUGUUUGUAAUGGAACUAGUAAAAGUUUAGUAUUUAAAAGUUCAUUAACAUCUGAUUCAUCAAUUAAUCAUAUAAAUAUUAAAACUACAGAAUUAUCAAUGGAAACUGAUGUAGCUGUCUUUGAUGGACAUGGUUUAAUAACUGAACUCAAAAUAUAUGAAUAUGAUUUAAAACAAAUAUCUAAAACAGAGUUAAAUCAACAAACAAUGAGUUCACGUCCAUUAAUUGUUCGUUGGACGCCACAAGUUUGCAUUGAAACUGUCAUUGUCACUGGUAAUAAUAUAGAUGAAACAAAUUCCUUUCAGUCAGAAGCUUUAAUAGCCAAUAAUAUUGAUCAGUUUACUAAACCUUCAUAUUCUCAAAUAGAAAAUGCUGGACGACGUAAAGAAACACUGAAUUCAAAUGAAAAAUAUAUUUUAUUAAAUCCAGUAAAACAUGGAAUCAACAAUCAUGUUGACGGUAAAAGAUUCAAAAAGCCCAUUUUAAGACAUGCAACAUUACAAUUAACGAAUCUUAACUUUAAUUGUCGUUAUUUAAUUGAAUUAUUGUCUGAAAAACAAGAAUCAUCUAAACGAUCGGACAAAAAAAAUCAUCCUGUCUAUACAUCUGGGUAUAAUAUUGAACUUUCUGCAUGGUUGUGCACACCAGCAUGUUCCACAGUCAAAUUAGCUUCAUGGAUUAAAAAACCAAAGUGUCUAGGUACUACACAAGGUUAGUUGAUAGUCGAUUAUCUUUUAUAUGCAUUUUUUUCUUUUUCACUUUAUAAUGAGUUCAGAACAUAUCGAAAGCAGCUGAAUAUAUAAAAUACUGUAGGCUGCUCAAAGUUAGUCAUUUAGACCUUGUAUAUUUAGCGAACUUUUAUCAAGACUAAUAUUUUCUUAAAUGAGCGCAAAAUAUCCACUUGGUGAACUCAGAAAAAAACAGAUAUUUCUUCAUUGAGGCUCCGUUUCUUGUUUUAGUUGUACCAUCUAGAUAAAAAUGGCCACCUACAGAGAAUCAGUUAUCAUUUUGGAUUUAUACUGAAAUAAUUAGUUGGAAAGUCAUUACUUUAUGAAUGGUAGAGUAUGAAGUUCUGAUAAUCUGAUUCUGAACGCCAUGUAAUACUUAGCGUAAGAGCAACUGACUCGUUCUAGAAUUCAGUCUUAAAUAAUUCUUAAAGAGGAUACCAUUCGUAAGUAAAAGAUCUAUAAUAAGUUUUAAAGUAAAUGAAUUAAAAGGUACUUUUAUAACCCAAUAAAAUAUGGAUGAAAACGCCUAAAACGAAGCAAUUAGAAGAGAGGAAGAAAGGAUGCGAAAUUCAGGAGAAUGAUGCGUGACAAUUUGAUUUACACUUUAAAUACCUGAGCAGUAGCAAUAUUAGGAUCAAAACUUAUGUAUCUAGUGGAGGUGAAAUGUAUUCACUAUACUAAAUGAAACGAUUAAUUUAGAAAUUUCAUCUAACAUGGUACAUUUGAUCUAUUGAAGAUCAUGCUAUUAAAAAAAAACAACCUAAAUUAUUUGAUUACAAUAAAAAUGUCACAUUUAUUCACUAUAAACUUGAAUACAAACAUGUGUAUUAUACAGAGAAUUAACUUUAACUUGGAUAUAGUGACAUCAGCAUGAUCAGACUUAUUUAUAUGUAACAAAUACUUAAUCUGAUAAGGUGAAUCAACUCAAAGAAUGCCAAUUAUACCUUAAGAAAUGCUUUAUUUACCUGAAUUUCAAUUUUUCUACUAACUGGGAUGCUAUUAAAAAAUAUAAUUCACAUUGUUACAUUCUUGAAGCGAGAUUCACUUAAACAUUCGUUCACUUGAACUUGUUUUCGUAGAGAACGUAAGAUAAAAAGGGAUUGAAUAAGUGAUGUGUGAUUAGAUGGUGGUUGGAGCUAGUCGACAAAAAACCCUGGACCCGGGUUUCGUGCUACUUGGCACUCGUCAGCAAGGUGUAUCUGUAAACUUUAAGGGAACUGGUGCUCCCUGACAGAUUCGAUCCCGUGUCACCCAGCUUCACAGUCAGAGACGUUACCACUGAGCUAUCCGGGCGGCGACCGACCUCCUGUAGGACUGAGAUGUAAUCACAAUUGAUUGAUCACUGGGUGGUGACCAAUGUCAUGCGUGUCUAGUCCUUAUUAUUAGUGCAGAUCGAAUUCUAUCGACCAUGUUGUUGUAUAAGUGAUGUGUCCACUGAACAAAAUAAAACAUUUUUAUUUUGUCAUAGGUGAAUCUAUCUAAACUCUACAGAAUGUAAUUUGUUCCACUUAAAAUCUUACUAUACCUCUAAAAUGUAAUCAGUUUGUUUAAUGGAAAGUAUACGGUUUACAAACAACUAUUCACUGUUUAUGAUUUAAAAGUACAUCAACAUCAUUCACAUGUGAUAUAAACCUUAUAAACUUCGGAAAAAGUAUUUGUGGUAAUAUAUGUCUUUGUCUGAGAGUAAGUUAAUAGAAGUAGACAAAUAAAGUUCUUUUUUCAUAGAAGUAUUUAUUUUUCUGAACGUUACGUAAGGAAAACAAAAUAAGUAUCAUUUAGCAUCAAAACUUUAGUGAAAGAUAUAGACUAUUCUAACAUUCUGAUGUUGACUGUUGAGAUCUAGACUUUCAGAAGAAGACAACAUCUCAAAUGAGUAUGAAAUACUAUAUCUCACCACUUCUAUUAUUUUUAUCAUGGUUCAUUUGUAAAUGUUCCAAAAAUAUGAUAAUAUUUAGAUUGCUCAUAACUACUAUAUCUGUAUCUUAGUUUUAGAUAUUAUAACAGAACCAAAAAAUUUAUCUUAUAAACAAAUAUCUGUAACGCCAACGAUCAGUUAUAAUAUAUCUUGGAAGUCAGGUGUGCUUAUAUCAAGAUCUGGGAGUUAUCAACAAUUAAGUUCUCAUGAAAUCAACAAUGACAAGACAAGUAAAAUUAUUUUCCCAGUGCACCACAGGUGAGAUUUUUUAUCAAAAACGCUUAGGUUUUGUUGAUUUACAUAACACAUUAAUUAUUCUUAAUCUAAAAUAAAUCUCAACAUACUCAUAGAAUUCAUUUUGUACUGUUCAAGAUUGCUAUUGAUCAGUUUUUUAAUAGCAUAUGUGCAUACUGUUCGGAUUGCCUCGAUAUUGCUUUAAGUCAAAAGCAUUAUAAGCUAAAAGUGGAAUCCAUGGCUGGCGUUUCGUCCUUUUAGGGACUAAUCAGCUGAAUAUGUAUACAUCCCACAGUUGAUGUUCACUUCGUGACUCCAACUCAGUACCGUUAUCUUUAAACGUCAUCUCGUUAUCCACUUAGCUACUGAGUACUGAUGGCCAGUAACUUGUGUAAUGUGGUGAAGUUUUAAAUCAUUUCGUAUUGUUUGUUUGAAUCUUACAAACAGGAUGCAUAGAUACCAAUAAGAGACAGAUCAAUUAUACUCUUAAAAUGUUUAAAUAGAACUAAUAAUUUCUGCAUAAUUUCUCAUCACUUUUGAUUUUAUUUUGCUUUUCACUGAACAGUAAACGAUUGUAAAUAAAUGUUUCUAUUCAGGAAGAUUUUACAGUCGUUUUUUUUAAAAAUUAUAAGUACAGUAGUACUGCAUUCAUCUAUGGCUAUUAUUUUACACAAUGUAAAAGAUUACGCUAUAAUUCGAUGCUUACUAUCACUUCCAAUAAAGUAUAAAAUCUGUUUUGAGUAAGAAAAUAAACUUUAUUUAAUAUUUCAAUAAUGAUAAUUUAAAUGGUGCUACAUAUGCAACAUUCUCAAACUGUACUUGCUAAAUUUUUCGUUGACAUUAAGAGAUAUAACCAAAUAAAACUUAAUGUUUUCUAUCUAUAAACGAUAUUUAAAAAAAUACUUUAUUGAACGGGUUUUAUUGUAAAUAUUAUCUUUUUGAACUUUGAUUCUUUUCAUAUAUGUGCACUUGAGAUUGCACUCAAGAUUGAAAUUGUAACGUUCAUUAUCAUUGGGAUACUAAAUUAGAAUCCUAUCUAUUUGUUACAUAUCAAGAUAAUUAUUCACUAUCACUGGUUAAAAAAAACUCAUUCACUGUUGAUGGUAUUAAAAUCGGAUUACCAAGACUUAUCACUGUCAUGAAGCGACACACGUGUCAACAUGUGUUCAUUAAUUUUUUAACUGGUUUGUAAAAACUGGAUUAGUAUAUAUAUAACUACUAUUGUUUAUUAAUGGAAUAUAUCCUCCAGUUGAAACGUGUAGGAACUUGGGUGUGUAGUACUGUGCAGUAAUACACUGAAGAGUUGGCAUCUAGUAUACAAUAGUUUUGUAUCCGAAGUUGAUCCUUGAUACAAACCACCUUGAUAUAAAUAUUUUUUACUAUCUCAUUUAAUCAUAGUUACGUAAGAGCGCCGUAAACUUUGCAAGCCAUAAGUAUAAUAUUAAGACACUAAUUUAGUUGUUUGACUUAUCGCAAUAGAGAUAGACUGUCUGAUAUGUUUUUUUCAUUAUAGACGUUCUGACAAAAAAAAUAAACAUAAAUUCACAGUAACAUUUUUUUGACAUUCUGCUCAAUUACCAAAUAGACAUAAUUAUACAUCCAUUAUUUCAGGCUUGAAAUGAAUUGAUAAUGUAUUAGAUAAAUGAUUGUUACUGACAGACAUUUGAUUAAAUGAUAUAUAAGAGUGAAAUCGGCCGUUUCAAGUAUGACAAAUAUUUGCGCAUUGUCAGCUUUAACUAAAGAGUUUUUAAAAAAAAAAACAAAUUAUAGUAUCUCAUUAAUAGUGUACUGAGUUAUAAGCAACGUUUAACUAAACAUAAAGAUGUUAAAUACAAAUUCAUUGAUUUCUAAUUGAUCUACUUUCAUUUUUCAGAGUUAUAUGGGGACCAAGCCG
Molecule: messenger RNA, 7227 nt
Organism: Schistosoma spindalis
Lineage: Eukaryota; Metazoa; Platyhelminthes; Trematoda; Strigeidida; Schistosomatidae
Source: the annotation of a GenBank genome assembly